Messenger RNA from Sitophilus oryzae (rice weevil), 1507 nucleotides. RefSeq lists its product as uncharacterized. The coding region runs from base 267 to 1493 and encodes 408 amino acids. Gene Ontology annotation, biological process: proteasome-mediated ubiquitin-dependent protein catabolic process; multicellular organism development. The transcript is spliced from 6 exons. NCBI's taxonomy places the organism in Eukaryota, Metazoa, Arthropoda, Insecta, Coleoptera, Curculionidae. The record is from RefSeq and is a predicted model, not a curated record. Gene Ontology annotation, molecular function: zinc ion binding; ubiquitin conjugating enzyme binding; ubiquitin protein ligase activity. Gene Ontology annotation, cellular component: cytoplasm.
AUAUCCUAGUACAUAGUACAUACUUUAGGCAGAGCUUUAGGUUUGCACUUCAAACAAAAUUCCCAUGUUUUUCUCCCAAACCAUAUUGUAAAUCAAGUAAACAAGAAUGUACCUUUAUUCUAGAUACAAUUUUUUACUAGCAUACCUAUUUCCGAAUUGAUUUUUUUUAAAAACGUUAGAUACUUUGUGGCAUUUAUAUACAAAUAUAGCCGAUUUUUAUAUAUUUCAGUUUUUGUAUAGUCGCUCAAGUACCAACAAUAUUAAUUAUGAAAAUAAACGAAAAUAUAUUCGAUAAAAUAAAAAGAUGCCGGGAAUGUAAAAAAUUUCUAUCGGUUAAACCGAUAAAAGUGUAUCCAAACGGACUAAUUAAAUGCGGACGAUGUUCAAAGGACAACAACAAUGGCGUUGAGUCUAAAUUAUACGAAAUGGUUUUAAAGAACACCUUAUUUCCAUGUGUGAACAGUUACGAAGGCUGUGAGGAAUCACAUACAAUAGAUAAAAUGUUAGAUCAUGAAAAUAUAUGUCUUGAAGGACAGUAUGAUUGUUUUUUGUGUUGCAACUUUAAAGGGCCUGCCUAUUUACUCGAUAUUCACUGUAAAGAAUACCAUAAAUUAGAAUAUCUAGAAAAUUUGGAAUUUGUGCUUGAUGUGAACAGCUGUACCUCAACCAUCUGUUAUUUCCAUUCAAGGUUUAGAAAAUUAUUCUUUAUAAAGGGCAGUUACGAUGCUGAAAAUACUGAACUGCAGAUAGAUUUAAUAUAUGUAGGAAAAUUAUUUAAAGGAGAAGUAAAGUAUCAAGUUAAAAUUUAUUCAGUAAAUAAUGAACUCAAAUAUGAAUCCCCUAAGAAUUAUUGUUCUGUUAUGGAACUUAUACUGGGAGAUACAGUCAAAAUUAAUAUUCAGGAUCUUAAUUUAUCACAAAGUAUGGUUGUAUGUAAAUUUAUUGUAGAAACAAAGCCUUAUUUACAAUUGUCAGACACAACAACUGUAACUGUUAUAGAUCCAUUUUUGGAUUCUUACUUGUUGAAAUGUCCAUUUUACAAUAUUAUGGUGUCUGGAGAUCCUGAAAAAUUUGAGUAUCCUUCUACAUUUUACUUUAGAGGCAUAAUAUGGAAAGUAUAUAUUAAAAUAAAAAAGAGUCUGAUUGAUAAAAUGAUAAAAUUUGGAAUAUACAUGCAGUGGCAUAACACAGUUCUAGAUUCAAAUCCCAUAGAGUACUGUGUCAUAUCAGCAAUAUUUAAUGUGAUUGGUGUUAACGCUUCAAACAUGAUACUGAAAAAAACUAAAAAAGUGGAUAAAGAGAAAUUGUCAUUAGCGAAAAGUAUCGGUGUUAUUAUAGGAGAUUACAAAGAGAUCCUUGAUCCCGACGGGAUUUUUUACAUAAAUAAAUGCAUAAAUGUAGAAAUUCAGUUUAAAAUUCACACCACUAAAAUCAGGGAGAUAAAAUGUGAAGAUUGUCAACGACCUUGCGCUUGCAAUUCCGUGAAUGUAUAGAAAAUCGCUUGUAA